Enterobius vermicularis (human pinworm) is the source of this 1299-nucleotide messenger RNA. NCBI's taxonomy places the organism in Eukaryota, Metazoa, Nematoda, Chromadorea, Rhabditida, Oxyuridae. The record is from the annotation of a GenBank genome assembly.
AUGUUUCAACCAAACGAAAGUUCUAUCAUUAGCAAAGUGGGGCUGAACCAGUCUGAACUUGCAGCGUUUCCUGAGCUGAAAGAGACGUUGAAGUUCUUAACCUUUUUUUUGACUAAAAAUCUUCUGGGAAAGAAGAAUACCACGUUGCUUUUGGGUCCAUUAGGCUUUAGGCCAUUUACAAAUUACGAUGCAGAAACCCGCUUACGCGUCAAAUUAUAUCAUGCGGCAAGAAACCGUAAACUAGCCCGGGAAGCAAGAAGUCUUCCUUCACUGGAUGAAAUCGAAGAUUUUAAAAGUCUCUUGCUGGCUAAUGCAACUCCGCCCAAAUUUGACAAUCUCGACAUGAUCUUUUACGAUGGUUACAAGACUGCUGUGAAGUCUGCGUCAACUGCGGUGCAGAGUUUCUUACCUGUCAAGUUCUUCUUCGAAUUACAGCUAUUCUGUGAUUGGGAUCGUUACGGCCGUGUUCCUGUGAACUGUAUUAUCAGCUAUAUUCUUAAAAAGAGGGAGAAAACGAAAUUUUUAAUUGCGUUGCAUUGGUAUGACUCCUCCUAUCAGGGAUAUCUAACUGAGGAGGAUUUGAAAGAAUAUUUGGUUGAGCAGAUGAUGCCAAGGAUACCGUCCCUAGCAGAAAUAGUGGACUCGCAAAUGCAAGAUUACUACCUCUGUAUCGCGACCAAGAAGUUUUUCUUUAUGCUGGAUCAAAAAAACCUAAAGAAAUUGCGCGUAAUUGAUAUUGCUGCUAGUGGAUUACUGGAAGAAAUUCUGGCUGUUUCAAGUGUUGAUAGGGCGGAAUCUGCAGAAACUAGUUCCGAUGAAUCCUCUUUACUUUGGUUUUCUAGAGAAAACUGUGAAAAUAUUCAGAGAAUGUAUAUGGAUCUCGAUACGGACGGGAAUGGGUUACUGCGGUAUGAAGAGCUCAAGGGUUUUCGACAGAUGACUGAUUUUUUUGUAAAACGGCUUUUUGAGAUGGUACAAACUUACGACCACGACCAAAUUGAUUUAAGAGGGUUUUGUGAUUUGCUUCUUGCCAUGGAUAACAAAUCGGAUAUAGCGGCUCUGACUUUUUAUUUCCGGUUACUGGACGUUGAUGCUGAUGGUUAUUUAAACGCUUCAGAUUUGUUAUUUUUUUACCGAGAUCUCGCUGAACUUUACAACAGAACUUAUCCGGCUGGUGAAGCGGCUCCUCCGUUUGAAGAUGUUAAGGAUGAAAUUUUUGACAUGUGUAGACCGAAGGACCCAACUCGAAUAUCCUUCCAAGAAUUGGUGAAGUCUGGAAAAGGAGGAACUAUAGUGGGG